Molecule: messenger RNA, 993 nt
Organism: Perkinsus marinus ATCC 50983
Lineage: Eukaryota; Perkinsozoa; Perkinsida; Perkinsidae
Exons: 10
Coding region: 1-993 (330 amino acids)
Source: RefSeq, a predicted model, not a curated record
AUGGGUGUUGCCGAGCAGGUCCUCAGUCUUGGUCAGCAGGAAGGGGCUGUGCUCUUGGAUUUGACCUCGUCUAUUGAGGAGGUGUAUCGAACCUCGGAGGCACCACUUGAUGUUGGGAAGAUGGGCGACUGUUUUUACAUGGUGACUCCGUUGGGGGUCCGUCGGUUGCCUAUUGGGUGUGUUGCGGAAAUGGUCCUCCAUUUCGGGCUGCCUUGUAAGCAGGCUAGUCUUAAUGACGAGUUUGUCGCAGCGGUUAUGGAUGAUGGCACGCUUGGUCUCUUCCGUUAUAUCGAUGGGUCGUUCAAGGAGAUCCCCACUGACCGUCUUGGCUGUUCUGACGGCCCAGGCGCCUCAGAUGCCACCCCUCCCCUCUGGGGUUUGGCCCAUGUGAGCGGUGGUAAGAUGACGAAUUACCUCACGCUUGUGGAGCAGGAGACCAGCGCUGUGAAAAUGCCAAUUUCACCGCCGCCCGCGCCUCCACCGAUUGACGCGUCAUCAGUCAUCGCGGCUGUACAACUACACUGGAUGGGCGACUCUCCUACCAUGGUGGUGCUUAUAAGGAACAGACCUCCGCUGAUAUAUCGAUCAUUUCCUUGCCCUGGUCGACCGUUGGAGGAGAGUUUCCCAUACUCAUUUCAGAUGGUAGAGCAUAGAAAUUGUGGACUAGUUGCUGAGAUGAGCUCUUCUACUGAGGAUGCUACGAUUUGGGCGUCAUCCGCGCUGGUCUCGCGCUUUGACGGGCUGGGUUCGUAUGGUGAGGAAGGGUUGUUCAUAAUACCGGCGCCGAGAGCAUCGCCGUUGGUCGUGGUGACGAGUGGGAGUGGAGAAACGUUCGUUCAUCCGAUCGGCCCGCCUGGUACGGUAUCGGUUGCGGCGUUGAGUACGGGGUACAAUCCUGAUGGGCUUAUAACGGUGCAGUUGUCAGCUGCUGAUGAGGAACAGAAACAGGGAGGCUCAUCANNNNAUUUCACGACUACUGCAUAUCGCGAAUAA